Hyaloscypha bicolor E is the source of this 516-nucleotide messenger RNA. RefSeq lists its product as uncharacterized. The transcript is spliced from 3 exons. The coding region runs from base 1 to 516 and encodes 171 amino acids. The record is from RefSeq and is a predicted model, not a curated record. NCBI's taxonomy places the organism in Eukaryota, Fungi, Ascomycota, Leotiomycetes, Helotiales, Hyaloscyphaceae.
AUGCCCUAUAAGUUUGGCGCUAAUGUUAUUUCCAUGGGCGCAACCUUUUGUGGAUUCUUAAAAGUUGCGAGUACGUGCACUAAAGCUCUAGUAUGUGUACUGGAAAGAUGUUUAUCAAACGAAACCUUCUACUUGUCAGCCAAAAGCUAUGAUCACAGAGCGCUACGGUAUCGCUCCGCAUUGCAGGGCCCCCCUACAAUCAUCUCGGAAGCGGAAGCAGAAGCCUGGGGCCGAGAAACAGAUGACAGGUUCUUUGAGGCUCCUGAAACACAGGGCUUAGUGGAGUCGAUGUGUAAGGCUUCUUUUAAACCUGAACCUGAAGGGAACAUGGGGCUUCCACGCGUUUCCCCUGGCGUAUCCCUGGGUGCGGCCGCAAUCAGCGUUUCAAUAGUCGAGGGGGCAGGGUUCAAUAUUCUCAUGUCUCUGCUUUCCAUGAACUUCAAUGUCUUGCCUCGAAAACGCCAGGCCCAUACUUAUGCCUCGGGCUUUAUUGUCCUUUGGCGAGAUGCACCCUGA